UUUCUUCCCCAUCACCUCAAGUCCUCAACCUCAGAUACUCCAAUACAAAAAUGGCUUUCCAUCUAAGAUCAGUGAGCUUGCCAUCUAAGAGGCAGUCCAAUGAGGCCCAAGUCGAAGAUGAGCUGCAAAGCCUAGAGGCAGGCAUCUCUUCCCCCUCUGCAACCAUCGAGGCAAUGUGCGACGGUUUGAGGCGGCUUGGAGAUGUCUACAGCUACAUUGAGGAGAUCAUCCACUUGCCCAGCAACCAAGUUUGCUCCAUCCAGGAAAGGAACAUGUUGGAUGGGGAAAUGGAAAGUUCUCUCGAGCUAAUUGAUCUCUGCAACGACAUGCAAGAGAACUUCACUGAGUUGAAGAACAUUAUCCAAGACCUGCAAGUGGUUCUCAGAAGAGGAGACGAUGCCAGCACUCGGGCCAGGAUCCAGUAUUUCACCCGCUUGGUCAAGAAGGCGCAAAAACAAUUCAAGAAGACUAGCAAGAAGACCACCUCUGACAAGGAGGACUGCAAGCUGGUCAAGCUAAUGACAACGGCUAGACUGGUCGCCGUCUCUCUUCUCGAGUCGACAUUGUGCCUCCUAUCGAAACAAGUAGCCAUGCCCAAGAGGUCUCUUGUCUCUAAGGCACUCCAGAAGAGAAGCAUAGUUGUUUGCAAGGAGGAGCAGUUGCAGGCAUUAGAGUGCGUCAUCGGAGAUCUUGAGCAUGGAGUGGAACUUGUGUUCAGGAGAAUGAUCCAGAGCAGAGUUGCCCUCCUAAACAUCCUUAGCUCAUAGGUGAAGUCACUCUAAUAUCCUGUGAUUGGCCUCCGCCUUUUAAAGGAUUUGCCAAUCCUCAUAAAUGUACAGUACUUGUAAAUGUAUAGAGAGUAGUACAAUUGAAGAUAGCAGUUUUGA
Messenger RNA from Phragmites australis (common reed), 887 nucleotides. RefSeq lists its product as uncharacterized. Gene Ontology annotation, biological process: shoot system development; root development. The transcript has a single exon. The record is from RefSeq and is a predicted model, not a curated record. Lineage: Eukaryota; Viridiplantae; Streptophyta; Magnoliopsida; Poales; Poaceae. The coding region runs from base 51 to 767 and encodes 238 amino acids.